AUGAGUAACAAGAUAACGACUCGACAAGCCAAGAAGCGUCGACUCGCCGAGAGAGAUCAUCCAUUAUGGGAACUCGUCGUGAAUAACGACGAUAUAAGUUUAACCCACAUCGUUCCAAAGCUAAACGUCACGGACGUGAAAUUCUUGUACGAAACAAAUAAGGCAUCGAGAGCGUUGAUUAAACGCGCUCCGCGGGAGAUAAAGUCACACAUACGCAAGAAGUUUAGAAUUGAAGAGAUGUCGUCGAUAUCGACCUUGGAAUGCGCGUGGGAGAAACGACCGCCGUGGUUGAAGGACGAGAGAGAUUUUUGCACGAAAGUUGCUGAAACGAAUAAACUCGAGUUACUCAAGUGGAUACGAGAGGAGAAAAAGUGCAAAUGGGACGGAUGGACGAUGAGUUCAGCCGCGUCUCAAGGGAAUCUGGAAAUGAUAAAGUAUUGCGUGGCAAAUGAGUGUCCCGUGGAUGAGAGGGCGUGUACGUGCGCCGCGCGAAACGGGCAUCUCGAGGUACUGAAAUACUUACGCGAAGAAGUCAAAGCGCCGGUGAACGGAAAGGUGAUUAAGAUAGCGGCGUGUCACGGUGACCUCGAAUUGAUACGGUAUCUUGUCGAAAACAAAUGCGCGGGGUGGGAGAACGGGUAUCUCGAUGCGCUCGAUAUUAUCGCCAAACACGGCCAUUUCCAGUGCCUGAAAUACUUGCACGAAGAAGUCAAAUUGCCUUUGAACGGAAGAAUGAUUGACUUUGCGGCGAACCGAGGUCAUCUUGAAAUGAUACGGUAUCUCGUCGGGAAGAAAUGCGAAGGUUGGGAAGACGGCUGCCGUGAGGCGCUCAGUUCUGCUGUCUAUUGCGGUGAAGUAGAGUGCCUCAAAUACUUGCACGAAGAAAUCAAAGUGCCUUUCGACCAGGACGAUGAAGAUUCGACGAUGGAUUUAGCGUUACGAGGAGGAUCUACGAACGUCGAAAUGUUCAAAUAUCUCAUCGAGAAUAAUUGUCCCAUAGAAAUACCUCAUAUGAUAUGUUCGUGUCUUAUUGGUUAUCAAUCAAGCCAUCAUCAUGGCGGGAGAAAACCCAAAGGGAGAUGCAAUUUUAUGCUAUUAGAGUGCCUCAAAUAUCUACACGAGGAGGCCAAAAUGCCUCUCACCGAAGACACGAUGAUUGAAGCCGCGGGAUUCGGUGAAAUCGAAAUCAUGCGUUAUCUCGUCGAGAAGAAAUGUCCUAUCAGUUCGGAUGGUCGGGCGCUUAGUCGUGCCGCAGAAGACGGUGAUCUAGAAUCUGUCAAAUACCUAUUCGAAAUCGGCACGCCAGUGAAUAUAAACGCUCAGAGAUGGCUCAGUACGUGGGGGUAUACACCCGAUAUGUAUAUGGGACCGGAACGAGCCGAACGUUUUCUAGAAAAAGCGGGGGAUGACGGCGAAUAUCCUCACCUUUGGUCGCGAUAA
This is a messenger RNA of Bathycoccus prasinos, 1440 nucleotides long. RefSeq lists its product with no specific name. The record is from RefSeq and is a predicted model, not a curated record. Gene Ontology annotation, molecular function: protein binding. NCBI's taxonomy places the organism in Eukaryota, Viridiplantae, Chlorophyta, Mamiellophyceae, Mamiellales, Bathycoccaceae. The transcript has a single exon. The coding region runs from base 1 to 1440 and encodes 479 amino acids.